AUGCGUGUAUGGGCGGUCGCGCAAGUCUGCUUGUCCUACGAGAAUCGUGCGACAUGGACGACCGAGAGUAGUGAUAACCAUACCCCUAUGGGGUUUGGACAGCCUAGUGAGCCCCAAAUCACCAACGAACCUGCGCAGCUUGCUUUCCCGGACAUGGCGACCGACAUCCUACCAAUGCCUUCAGACAUGCACACGACGAUGAACAUGGAUGCGCAGAACCGGGCAGGCUCGGCUCUUCUCAUGCCGCUGUCCUUCGAUGAGUGGCCUCAGCUCGACAUAUUCGGUACAGGUCUAGAAAUUCCUUGUGUUCCGAAGGCUUCUGCCCCAGACGUUCGGCUCUCGGCUUCUGUCUUUCCACCACCCGUCAGCUUCAACACCACGUCGACAAGCUCCAACAGUCACAAGUCGCACAGUUGCCCACGGGAGUCGUACGAGAUCCUAGCAGACUUGAUCUGUCCCGGUCCUUCUCUUCACGCGCCAGCAGCAAAUGCGGAUACUGUCUCGGCGCAAUUGGACCACGUGCUGCAUUUCAACCGAAAUGCCAUUGACCGUCUUAGCCGGCUUCUCAAAUGCCCCUGUGCCGUAUCCGGGCAUCGUGUCAUGGUCCAUGCUUCCAUCAUUUCCCGCAUACUGAUUUGGUAUCAGCAGGCGGCCGGGUGGACCAGCGACAGCUCGUGGGGCUCUUGGACCUCAGCAUCGACUGAUCCAUCGACAUGUCGCAAUAUUUCUCCGUCCUCGCCUUUGCCAGCGAUGGCGGCCGGAUCAGGAGCGACGAGCCUACUGACGCUUACCCAAUCUACUGGGUUCGCUGUCGCACAGGUGCCUGUUUCAGUGGGGAGCUUCAGCGUCGAGGACCAGAAUUUGCAGGCCGCCUUCAGGGACCAAUUGGUCUUGAACGAACUUAAGAAGGCAGCAAAGCUGAUCGACCUCUUUACUUCCCAGGACUCCGCGGAUGCUUGUGUUAGUGGCGUGGCUAGCUUGUGCUCGUAUCUAGGGGCGUGGCUCCGAAGUGAGCAUUCGAAGAUGGUUCGAGUCUUGAGGCCGAGGCUUGGGAGCGCGCUGGCGGAGGACCUUGGUUCUUGA
Messenger RNA from Exophiala xenobiotica, 1083 nucleotides. RefSeq lists its product as uncharacterized. The transcript has 2 exons. Bases 1 to 1083 code for a protein of 360 amino acids. Lineage: Eukaryota; Fungi; Ascomycota; Eurotiomycetes; Chaetothyriales; Herpotrichiellaceae. Gene Ontology annotation, biological process: aflatoxin biosynthetic process; regulation of DNA-templated transcription. Gene Ontology annotation, molecular function: DNA binding. The record is from RefSeq and is a predicted model, not a curated record. Gene Ontology annotation, cellular component: nucleus.